AGCAAAGUUUAAAGUCCACAUGUGAUUGCUGUUCUCAGUUCUUCACCUACUACUAUUAUUGUUAUUAUGCAGGGGGAGUCUAAGGACUUGUGACGAGCAGGAAUUUAUUUUGGAUACUGACUUGGAAAUGCUUAAUAGAGUUUUAUAUGGUAAUGACAACAUGCUGCUAAAUUGCUGAUGCAUUGAAGGUUUAUGAGGUUACCCCAACACAAUUGUAACAUAGACUUGACAAACUCAUACUGUGUUCAUUUUUUGUGCAAUACCAUAACACUGAAUAAGUUACAGCUUGUUUUCCAACAGACUCAUACAUAGGACCUUUAAGAUGACUAUAUUUCGUUGUCGAUACCCAGAUGUGAAGAUUCGAGAUGACGUCACCUAUCAUGACUAUGUCAUGGAGAAUCUUGACGAGUAUGGAGAUGACAUCUUGUUGGUUGAUGGAAUCACUGGAAGGUCCUAUACAGCUCGUCAGUUAAAGGCUCUUGUGCGUCGCGUUGGAAGUGCAUUGACUCGUAGAGGCUUUAAACGUAGAGAUGUGUUCUGUGUGUUUGCUCCGAAUCUACCCGAGUUUGCCAUUAUUCAGUUGGCUGUGAUUUCCAUUGGAGGAAUCCUUACAACAGCUAACCCACUGUACACACCAGGGGAGCUAUCAAGGCAGUUAGCUGAUUCUACAGCAAAGUACAUCAUCACAAUUCCUAUGUUUGCUGAUACUGUUAACAAGGCUGCUGAAAACUAUGGAAAACUACAGGCCAAGUAUGUAUUUGGGGAGGCAGAUGGAUUCAAACCAUUUACAGAACUGAUGCAAGAUGAUGGUUCAGCCUUCCCCACAAACCUCAAAUUUAACCCUAAAGAAGAUAUAGCACUUCUACCAUAUUCUAGUGGUACUACUGGGGUACCCAAAGGUGUAAUGUUGACCCAUUACAGUCUUGUGGCCAACUACACACAAAUUGACCACGCUCCUUUUCGGAACACAAGUUCAGUUAGAAGAUCUACCGUUCUUAUACUUCCCUUGUUCCACCUUUACGGCAUCAUGGUCAUUGCUGGCUCAAUAAGAAACGGAACUAAAGUUGUCACAUUGCCGCGUUUUGAACAAGAGCAGUAUUUACGAGCGGUUGAGAAAUAUAGGGCCUCCAGUUUGAACCUUGUGCCCCCACUGGUUUUAUUCCUCGCUAAGAGCCCUCUGGUGAGCAAUUAUGACUUGUCUUGUGUGGAGGAGUUGGGCUCAGGAGCUGCACCUUUGGGGAAAGAACUAACUGACGAGCUGAUCAAACGUUUAGGAGGCAACAAAACUCUACGACAAGGUUAUGGUUUGACGGAGACCAGUCCCGUGGUGACCACGAGUCCCCGUGAUAAGUUUAAAUAUGGGUCGGCUGGAAUGAUUAUACCAAAUACAGAGAUAAAGUUUGUAGACAUAAGCAAUGGAAGAGAACUUGGAGUCAAUGAGGACGGUGAACUGUGGUGCCGUGGACCACAGAACAUGAAGGGAUAUUGGAAUCGUCCAGAUUCUACCGCUGCCACGCUUGAUAAGAACGGAUGGCUACACACUGGUGAUAUUGGACACAUUGAUGAGGAUGGUUGUGUCUUCAUUGUUGAUCGAUUGAAAGAGCUUAUCAAAUAUAAAGGAUUUCAGGUACCACCAGCCGAAUUGGAGGCGUUGCUGAUAGCGUUUGAGGGGGUAGCAGACGUGGCCGUGAUUGGCGUACCCGAUCUGGAAGCUGGGGAACUACCACGUGCAUACAUUGUCAAGAAACCCGGGGCUCAACUAUCUGAAGAAACUGUGAAGAAGUUUAUAGCGAGGGAAUGCGCGCCACACAAACGCUUACGUGGAGGUGUUCGCUUUGUCAGCGAGAUCCCGAAAUCUCCAAGUGGGAAGAUUCUUCGACGUCUCCUGAGGGACCAAUUAAAGCAGGAAAUGAAGGCUAAAUUAUAAUGCCUCUAGUUAAGGAACAGAAUGAUAUUUUCACAAGUUUAACAGUUUUACAGCCUACAAGCGCAUCAACUGUUCAUGUCUACUUAUAUCAUGUCAACGGAAAACGCACAAAAAGCUGUCUGUGAGACAAUAAACCAAUCAAUAAGUGUGAUAAUCAAAAAUUAAUAUGAUAUGGAAAACCCGUAAUGCAAUAGCAUUUAAUUUGCACUGUGAUGUUGACAAAGACUAUUGAUUUGGACUUAAGUUAGUUAUACGCAUCAGAACUGAUCCGGUUCAAUAUUGUAAAAAUGUAUUUGCUCAAAUAGUUUUUAAAAAUAAAAGCACGAUUGUAAAUGUGGAUUAAGUUCAUAAUUUCAUCAAAGUGUUCAUAAAUUGAAUUUCAUC
Molecule: messenger RNA, 2311 nt
Organism: Owenia fusiformis
Lineage: Eukaryota; Metazoa; Annelida; Polychaeta; Sabellida; Oweniidae
Source: the annotation of a GenBank genome assembly